This is a messenger RNA of Acanthamoeba castellanii str. Neff, 2889 nucleotides long. RefSeq names its product protein kinase domain containing protein. The record is from RefSeq and is a predicted model, not a curated record. NCBI's taxonomy places the organism in Eukaryota, Discosea, Longamoebia, Acanthamoebidae. Gene Ontology annotation, biological process: MAPK cascade; protein phosphorylation; neuron projection morphogenesis. The transcript is spliced from 14 exons. Gene Ontology annotation, molecular function: ATP binding; protein serine/threonine kinase activity. Gene Ontology annotation, cellular component: cytoplasm. The coding region runs from base 1 to 2889 and encodes 962 amino acids.
AUGUCGAUCGAGUCGGUCAUCACUUCCAAAGAGGACCCCACCAAGCUCUUCGACCUCAUCGAGGAGUUGGCUGUGGGCUCCUAUGGUCACGUGUACAAGGCGAUUUACAAACCCACACAAGAUGUAGUGGCCUUGAAGAUCAUCCAGCUUGAAGAGGACGACACCUUCGAGGAAAUGAUGAUCGAAAUUCUGAUUCUUCAGAAGUGCAGCGACAAGAACAUCGUGAAGUACUUUGGAAGCUGGAAGAAGGGCGAGGAACUAUUUAUUGCAAUGGAGCUGUGCGACGGCGGGUCAGCGAACGACCUCUACCAAAUUUUGGAGACUCCCUUGACGGAAAUGCAGAACAGGUGGAUCACGCACCAAUCGCUCUGUGGUCUGGCCUACAUGCACAAGAAGGUAGGCACCAGCCAGCCAUCCCUGAUCUGCGCACCCACCCGCGGCUCCGCGGAGACUGAGGAUGGCAUCAUCCACAGAGAUAUCAAGGCCGCCAACAUCCUGCUGACUGAGUCGGGCCAGGUCAAGCUCACCGAUUUCGGUGUCUCGGCGCAGAUGGCGUCGCCCCACGACAAGCGCAGGACUUUCAUCGGCACCCCGUAUUGGAUCGCCCCCGAGGUCGUCAACACCGUGAUCGCGCCUUACAAUGAAAAGUGCGAUUUGUGGUCGCUGGGUAUCACAUGUAUAGAAAUGGCGGAACUUCAGCCGCCGCUGCACGAGAUCGCCCCGAUGACGGCGGUCAUGCAGAUCCCCAAGAACCCACCGCCUCGCCUCAAGUCCCCCUCCAGCUGGUCGCCCGAGUUCAACGAUUUCCUGAAGGAGUGCUUCGUCAAGGAUCCCGACCAGAGAAAGUCUGCCGAGGAGCUCCUCAAGCAUCCGUGGUUCGCAGGAAUCGAGAAGGAGGACGGCACGAUCAUCAAGAACCUGAUCAGGCUCACCCGCGAUGCCGAGGCCGCCUUCAUCACCGCUCCCACCGAGGGUCGCGAUUCGAUGGAGAUUUCCGAUGACGACCUCGACGAGUCCGAAAAGUCGGAGUCGGGAGAGGUGGCCGCCUCGCCGACCGUGGCCGUGGAGGCUCCGGUGGCCGUCCCCUCCCCUCCCACGCGCAUGGCGACCAUCCGCGACAGCCCCCAGUGGGGCACCAUGACCGAGGAGGAGAAGCGCAAGGCUCUCCACGAAGAGAGGAAAACGAAGGAAAGGGCUGCAGAGCAGAACCGCCGCCCCACCCUGACCCGCACGCUCAAGUCGAACGGCGCCAGGGCAGUCGUCAAGAAGAAAGUUUUGAAGCAGCAGAUCAAGCAACUCGGCAAGUUGAUGAAGGCCCACGAGCAACAGCAGCAAAGGCAGCUCAAGGCUCACCAGGAGCAACUCGAUCAAUUGAAGGCGCUGCACGACGGCAAGCUCCAGAACCAGCUGAAGGAGGUCGUCAGGGUGCAGAAGCGCAGGGAGAAGGAGUACCUGACCGAGACCGACACACAGAAGAGGGAGCACUCGGGGGAUCAGCGGCAGAUGAAGCGAGAGCACGAGAACGACAAGAAGAAGAGCCUCAGGGACAUCAAGGAGGAGCAGAAGAGGCUCACCAAGGACUUCAAGGCCCAGCAGAAGGUCAAGGAGAAGAACUACCAGGACGAGAAGAAGCGGAUGAAGAAGGAGAAGGCGUCGCCGGAGGCUCUGAAGAACCUGGACACGUCGUUCAAGAACUCGACGCUGUUCGACCAGCUGCUGUUCUCGCAGAAGAUCGCGAUGGAGGAGAAGAAGAAGGACAACAGCAUGACGCUGUACCAGCAGCGGCAGCAGUGCCAGAAGUCGCGAGAGCAGCAGCAGCAGCAGGUGUCGACGGGGAUGAAGCAGUUCCGGGAGACGCAGAAGUUCGACCUGGCCAACCUGCAGACCAAGCAGCAGACGGAGCUGGAGAACAUCGGCGAGCAGCUGACGCUCGAGCAGCGGCAGCUGCAGGAGCAGCAGGCGCUGCAGAAGGAGCAGGUGCUGGAGCACCACCGGCUGGUGACGGAGCAGCAGCACCGGCAGCACCAGGACGAGGAGCGGGUGAACAACCGCGAGUUCAAGGAGAUGCAGAAGAAGCAGACCAAGGAGUGGCAGAAGGCCAACCGGAGCGUGAACCGCGUGGACAAGCGGUCCAAGCUGAACGAGUUCAAGCGGAAGCAGCAGCAGGAGGAGGUCACCUUCCUCGAGAACGCGCUCAAGCGCCGCCAGGAGCUCGAGCGCGAGACGCAGCAGCAGCAGGCCGACCAGCUCUCCACGCUCUCGCAGCAGCACACCAUGGCCCGCGACGCCCUCUCCAACGACCAGCGCGAGCGCCAGGAGAACCUCAAGCAGCAGCACGAGAAGCAGAUGCACGACCUCCUCCGCCAGCAGCACGUCGACCGCAUGGCCAGGCUGCGCCAGGACCACUUCAAGCAGAUCACCCUCGCCAAGCAGCAGCAGGAGGACCUCCUCGCCUCGCUCCGCACCCUCCAGGAGGGCGAGCUCGAGCUCCAGCGCCAGCACCACCAGCAGCAGCUCACCUCCCAGAAGGACUUCUCCCGCACCGAGGAGGAGCGCGCCAACGACCUCAACCAGCUCAUCGCCGAGCAGCGCGAGCACGAGGCCAAGAUGAGGGACGAGUUCACCAACAUCAUCAACUUGUCGGUGCCGAACUACGGUGAUUCGAAGCCGUCGUCUCUCCGGAACGGGCGGGUGCCGUCGCCCCCGCCGCCACGCUCGCCCUCGCCGCCUCCCUACCCGGGCCGUUCGCCUUCGCCGCCCUACCCCGGCCGCUCGCCCUCGCCGCCUCCAGCCCUCCCGCCUCUCUCGGCGGCAGAGCUCAACGGCUUUGCUGAUUACGAAGGCGGGUCGUCGUCUCAUCAGUCGCAACCGGCCUAUGGCAUGCAGUAA